GAAGCCAAGGCAGAGUGGUUCUGUUCUUCUUUGUUGUGAUCUUCUGUGCGCUUUCAACUGUUGAACGUCUGUCACCCUUACAGCCCCAGAUUACAAACAUGAAGACAACUUUCCCUGCAAUUUGCAGGUCUUGAUCUGCUGUAAAAAAAAAGAUGUACAUUGAAGAUUACUGAAAAUAAUGGAGGAGUUUCUGAGCACGCUCCGGGAUCAUGAUGCCAGCUCUGUCCUGUCAUCCUGUGAGCCUGAGCUACAGGAGCUGAUGCGGCAGAUUGACAUCAUGGUGGGGCAUAAGCGGCAUGAAUGGGAAGCUGAGGUUCGAGCUAUGGAGCUCAGUCUGCACAAUACACAAGAGGAACUACAGUCAGCCAAGGCUUUACUUGAUAAGAGGAACUCAGAGCAGAUGUUCAGAGUAAGAGAAGUGAUGAUGUCCUUGCUGGAGCUCCAGGAAGGUGGUUUCCGAAUGUUGAAGUUGGUAGUGGAGAAGGGAUUGCAGCAGAUUCGAGUGCUGGGAAAACAGCUAGAGGAGUUGCACGCUGGAAAACAAGAGCUGGUUGUGAAGUAUGAAGAACAGCUGCUGCAUGUAAAAGAAGAACUGUCUAAAUUGAAGCGCAGCUAUGAAAAGCUACAGCGUAAGCAUCUGAAGGAGUCACGUGAUGGAGCUCUGAGCAGAGAAGAGGACAGGACGGAGCUGUCCCGUCUCAACAGCAAGAUUGAGGAGUUUCGGCAGCGUUCUGCAGAGUGGGAACAGCAGAGAUUACAGUAUCAGAGACAAGUGUCCUUAUUGGAGGAACAGAGGAAGACCCUGGCUGAACAAUUUUCCCUCAUCCAGUCUCAGGGUGUAGGUCGGCCGCAGGAGCAGGGCCAGGGGGAACUGCAGCGGCUACGUUCUCAACUUCAGAGGGCUCAGGACAGUCUGCAUGCACAAGAACUGGAGCUGGAGAGACUUCGGCUGCUCCAGGAUGAGCUGGGAGACUCCAUCAAGGAACAGCAGGUCAGCUGCCACGCUGCAGCUCACAGACGGGGACAGGUUCUGAGUGAAGAGCGAGAGGAGCUGAAAGCCACACUGGAUGCUCAGGAUCAGUUUGUACGCAGCACGGGAGUCCAGCAGCAGCAGUUACGGCGAGAAGUGAACCGACUCAACCAAACCCUGCAAGCCAAAGAGCAAGUCAUUAGGUCUCUAGAGGAAUGUCUGUCAUCACCUGGUUCUGCUCCAAACUUGGCUUCCCUUAGACAAGAUCUGGAGAAAGUCACAGCAAGGCUGAACAGUUCCCAGACCUGUGAGAGCCACCUGAAGGCUGAAGUCAUGAGACUUCGUGACAAGUUGGAGAGCAUGCGGAAGUAUAAAGCAGAGAUGAGCAGGCGAGAACAUGAGUGGAAACAGAUGGAGGAGGAACACAGUCGCUGUACAGCUGAAAACAAACGUUUGCGUGAUGAGCUUGAGAGGGCCGAACAGACCCGCUGUGGUGAGCAGGAGGGAAUGAGAAAGGAAGUUUUUCAGUUAACUAGUGAACUUCAUCAGCGUGACAUCACCAUUGCCACACUCACUGGCUCCACCUCCAGCAUUGAGAGACAGUUACGAGCAGAAGUGGAGAGAGCAGAGCGAAGGGCAUCAGAACUUAAGGUGACACAGGUCCAGCUAGAAACCUUAAAGCUUGAGAAUCAGCAUCUGAAUGAUCUUCUGGAGAGAGUCGAGUCACAGUCACCUAAGAGAGGUGAUGGAGAGCUGGCGAGUCUCAGAGACAGCUAUGUGUCCUCUCUAAAAAGUCUGGAAGAGGAGAACAGGCAGCUAAGACUAGAAAUGACUGAGCUACGAGCUCGCAUGGAGGCCAGCAAUCAGACCUGGCAGGACAAAUAUGAGAGAGCAUUGCUGCAAAAUCAGAACAAGAACCACUUGUAUAAUGAGCAAAACAGAGCUGAUGAGGAUGUGCAGCGCAGACACCAGGAGGAGCUGCAGGCCAUGGAGACUCAGAUGCAGGAAAGAGCCUCGCACUAUGAGGAGCAAAUCCAGACACUCCUCACACAGCUGGAGAACUUGUCGCGAACUUCUCCUUAUCGCCCAGAUGGCCAAUCACAAGAGAGCAAGACAUCUGUGUCUCCAGCCCGCUCUUCUGCAUCAUCUGCCUCAUCUUCAUCUUCAACCCGUAAAGCCCAGAGAGUGGCAACUCUUCUCAGUGCAGUGGCCAACGGAGAGGAGGCUCAAGCUUCCAGCUCGGUAGACACCUUUAUGCCUUUGGAUUCCACUGGAUCUCCAAAUACCUCAGUGACCACACGCUUUCUGGAAGAGGAAACUCUUCGUUCUCAAGAGCUGCUUCAGAGGCUGGACGCCCACAUUCAGAGCAUGAAGCUGGAAAACUCCAACACCGUUUGCAAAUACCUGGGCAAGACUGGCAACCCUCAAAACGGGGACUCAUAGUUUCUGCAAGAUGAUUGAUUGAAGACCCUUUACGCCAGCACAGCUCUUAAGACACCAAAAGCAGUGCCAAACAACUGUACCUUCAUGUUUAUUGCACUAGUAAAGGUAUGACCGCACACACACACACACACUCUGUUUCCUUUUACCAGAGGCCUUUCAUAUGGACUUCAUCAUAUCUUUAGCACUUUAAACAUGGUAACUCUCCUGUUUAGCUGUGCCUUUUGCAAUCAAUAUAUUUAUGAACGCUGAAUAUUUGUAAACCCACGGACAUGAUUGUGAAGCAUUUGUUUUAAGGGUUGAAUUAAAAGAUCUUGUUUUCAUAG
Molecule: messenger RNA, 2736 nt
Organism: Danio rerio (zebrafish)
Lineage: Eukaryota; Metazoa; Chordata; Actinopteri; Cypriniformes; Danionidae
Source: RefSeq, a predicted model, not a curated record